This is a messenger RNA of Eupeodes corollae, 1923 nucleotides long. RefSeq lists its product as uncharacterized. The coding region runs from base 59 to 1363 and encodes 434 amino acids. The transcript has 3 exons. Gene Ontology annotation, cellular component: membrane. The record is from RefSeq and is a predicted model, not a curated record. Lineage: Eukaryota; Metazoa; Arthropoda; Insecta; Diptera; Syrphidae.
UAACGUCGCAUAUUUAUUUCCUUAUUCUAGUGCAAUUUAAAAAAAAUCAGAAAACAAAAUGAAAUGUGUAGAGAAUACAAAUAUAUCUGAGUAUGAAUGUGAUUGGAUACGAACCAUCCCUAGUUUUGGUGUUCUUGCAAUGUACGGAAUUGUGAUUCCACUGUUUGCCGUAUUCGGUUGCAUGGCAAAUGCUUUGAAUGCAAUUGUUUUCAUGCGACCAAAGAUGACUGCCUCGGCAUUCACCUAUCUUUCGAUAUUGUCCUGGGUUGAUAGUUUGUGUUGCAUUAUAAUUUUGUGCACCUGCAUAUCUCGAACAAUUGGUUUGAAUUCAUUUUUUUGGAUAUAUUUUGAUCUUCAAUUGCAGUCUCCAUUAUUUGGCACUUUGAGUGGAGCUGCAAAUUUGAUUUUAGCUGCGGUAACAAUUGAUCGUAUUGUUUAUUUGUGUCAUCGAUUGCCACAAACUCAACCGAAAUUCUGUACUCGUUCGGUGGCAAGGCGAAACGUUUGUGGUAUAAUUUUGAUAUCAACACUCUUGAAUGGACCCUAUUAUUUUAUGUUUAAAAUUCAAAAUGAUGGAAGUUUUUAUGCAACAAAUUUUUAUAAAUCCAGAAUUUACAAAAUUCACAAUUGGUUUUCGUUUACUGUGCUUUGCAUCAUUCCUGGAGUAUUUCUUUUAAUUGGAAAUAUUGCUGUUAUCGUAAUAUUUCGAAGAUGGGUGAAAAAAUGCAAAUCUAUGUCAAGUCGAGACAAAAAUAAUAAUCCAAAAAUACGCAAUCGACAGGAGUAUCAACUGAAGCUCACAAUAACCAUCAUAAUUGUCGUUUUCCUAUACAUAUUUGGUGAACUACCAAGUCAUAUAACAUCAAGACGAAAUGCUGUGAAUUUAAUAUUCGGUGGUGAUGUGUCAAAAAUUAAUUUCGCAAAAGUUGAAAAAUUCGAAAGUUUCUUCCUAACAUUAAAUGUGAUUCAACUAAGUUUUAAUAUCAUAGUUUAUGCUGUGAUUAAUCCAUCAUUUAUGGAAGAAUUUUUCGUUUUUCUACGACAAGUUUCAAAUGCUAUUUCUUCGAUAUUCAGAGGCACUGUUUUUCGAAACUGUUGUGGUGGGAAAAAAGAAAACUUGUGUCAGAUUGAUGAAAAUUUCCUUGAAAAUUCGGAUUAUAAUUCGUAUUGUAAUGAAAUAUUCACAAUUGAAGAUGAACGAAAUAAUAAUUCAAAAAGAUUGACAAUGAAAAUAAUGGAUACGAAAACGAUCAAUAAAACAACAUCAUCUUGCCUUGAUUUGAGAUUACUUGGACUUCGAUCUCAACCAGAAGAGUGGUUCGGAUGUGGAAGGAUUCUUCAAAGGCAUUCGAUGUCUUAUUGAGUUUGUUUUUGUUUUAACGAUUUGAUUUGAAAUAAAGAAAUUUAAAAUUGCACAUUUAUUGUAUGAUCUUCUUUUUUAAUUUUAGAUAAAGAUUAAAAACUUCAGAGAUGAUUUCAAGAUGAAGUGAAAAUGAAAAAUGCCAGUUUUUUUUAAAAGAGAAAUAGAGUUUAUAUUUUCCAAUUUAUAUAUAUAAUAGAUAUAUAAUGUAUUAUAUAUAAUUAAAUAGAUUUCCUAAUAUAUAGUACGGUGUCGUUUUAAAAAUAACAAAACUAAAUAAAUGUUAACAAUGUUUUGUUUUUUGUUUUGCUUUGACUUAAAAAGUAAAUAUUAAAUAUUUUUUCAUUUUUUGUUGUUGCUAAAGAUUAAAUGAUGUUUUUUUUUUUAUUAAGAGUACUUGUUCUGGCUUUUAAAAUUUUAAUUUUUUUGUUUACUCUCGCAUCAUUAAAUUUAUAUUUUUUAUUUAAUAAAAUAUUAAAUCACUUAAAUGUUUUUAUUUUUGUUUGUAUUAUUUCUGUUAAGACUACAUCGAUUAAUUCAAAGAGAUAAUGUAAUCGAAAAAA